UUAGCGGUGUUCGUGUUUACAGGCUCAUCGUUCUUCUCUUCUAUCGAAUAACAUAAAUUUUUGUUCUGACGCCAUUGAAAGACCAUCAUUUUUAAGGCGACAAUUGGCGAAACCCUGAAUCCCAAAAUGAUUGACGACCAAGUUCCUGAAAAGAAGGAGAAUCUGCCUCCGGACGGGACACCGUCAGCGAGCCGGCGGAAAUCGGGUGAAGCGUCCAGGGAACAACGCACGCCCGCUGGUAAUGCACCCCUUGCCCCCGUCGAGCACCAAGGGAAUCUGCCCGAAGUCCGAGCUGUCCUGAGCGAGAUAAUCAACCGUGUGGAUUGCGAACCCAGUUCUGGAGCGGGAGCGGAGACUUCAGGCAACCACGAGGACGACAUGGCGAACAGAACGUUCAGUCCUAGAUCUCUGGCCGCCCAUUUGAAGGGCAUGGCCUGUUUGCCCGAGGAGGGCAGCGCGGACAGCACCUUCACCGUUGAAACGCCGCACACUAGCCUUGACGAUGAAGAGGCGGAACAAGGACAGGCAAUCACGCUGGACGCCCCUUCGAGCUCUUGCGAUACGCGGCCAGAGAAACAAUCGUCAAACACUUCUUUUCUUGGCGACGACACAAACAAGAGCGAACUGGAUUUGACUUACACCACGGCGAAGGGCUCUCCCUUGGGGGCCACUCAUUACUUCAACAUUAGCAGCAGCGACACUAGCAGUCCUGCGUCAGUCGAGCAACAUGAAGUGGAUGCCGCAGCAGCUCCUACCUUAAAUGAAAGCCAUCAUCAGCCGGACAGUCUUGAAGCUGUGCCAGAAAAUACUCUGGAGUUGCCAAGCGUGCUCUCGGAACACGGCAGCAGGGAUGUGACUUGCAUUGCGGUCGGGGACUCUCUGUUGCUUCCAGAAAGUGACAAUGCUUCAACGAAUGCAUCUGGAUUGCUAAGCCCUGGUGUAAUAAAUGAGCCUUUAGAACCAUUUGAGUUGUACGACCAAAACGUGAACUUCCUCGAGCCUUCAGACUCACGGAAGCUGCCUGACGUGCCAGUAUUACAGGACACCAACGUCCUCCUGCGCAUUGACAAUUCCUCUGCUCCAAGUGCUCUAGCUGGAAGUGAGGAACAUCAAAAAACUUCUGACAGUAAAGCCACUGGUGCCGAUUGUCGGGAUGAAGUGUUGACCUUCGGCAUCACUGACUCCAACGACAACGUGGUGACCACACCAGGGGAUGCAAGCACUGCUGGAACUGGCGUGAUACCAAAGUCCCUUGGCACAGCUGCUGUUGGAUCUGGUGACCAAGUUGGUGCCCACGUUCAGCACUCUUUAGACAAGGAUAAAACGGAGGGAACAUUACCCGUGGAUUCUGAGGCGGGCCCCGAGGUUGCUCAGUUUUCUGAAGAGGAGUUCAAGGCAGCUGCUGACUACUUCAAGGAAGAUUUGGAAUUCCUUCAAAAAGUGGGCAGCAGCCAGCGGCUGGGCAGAACCAGCCUAGGGCGCUGCUCGCUUUACCUUUUUGAUCCUCUUGCACGUAGGCGUAGCGAGGCAAAUGAAGAUCUGAAGGCUAAAUACAAAGGUUCACCUGCACCCUCGGCUGCCAACAAGAGUGACCUGUUGAUCAACCUGAAUACAUCUUGCGACAGUGACCUACUGAACUUUUCUUCGACGCCUGGAAAGGGCUGUCAGACUCCAGGAGUUUCAGAACCUAUUCAAGAGGAGCAAAUGUUUUCAGAGAAGGAAAUGUCACAGGCGCUCAAGUACCAGGAGUUGAUGUUUCAAGAGCGCCUGCUUAAAAAGGACCAAGAUUGUGUUCGACAGCUGGAGUCUGUUCGACAAGAAGUGGAGAGCUACCGCAGCAAGCUCGAAGAAAGCCAGAAGUUUUGCAAGAUGCAAGAAAAAGCUCUGCAGAACCUUCAAAGGGACAAUGAAAACGUGUUGGAAGCCCUGCAAUCCUUCACCAAGGAUAUCCAGAAAGAACGUGCUGAGCAAGAAGACAGCAUGCAAAAGGUUGUGAAAGAUCGUGACCAGCUUGCAGAAGAUCUUCACAAUAUGGAAAUGACUUUUGCUGACUUCCACCGUCGUUAUGAGAAAGCCAAGCAAGUCAUCUCUGUUAUGAAGGAGAAUGAAGCUGUCCUGAAACAGCAGUUAACGGAGGCUAAUGAAGCCCUGGAGAAGAACUGCCACAUGGUUCACAUCAUAAAGACCAAAACGGAGGAAAGCAUUGAAGGUGCCAACAAAGAAGUGGAAAACACGAAACGAAACUUUGAAGCAGACAUCACUGUUCUGAAAGGUCAACUCAAGAAGGCUACUAUGACCAUCAACAGUCUUGAAAAACGACUAGAACAGAAGAAUGAAGAGAAUACAGAACUGACAAAACUGUACGACGAUCUCCUUAACCAAGUCAAAGCCAAAUAGACCGGAAGAGGCAUGCUCAGCUCUGGCCACAGCUGCACUAUAAUUACUUCGACAGUGGUUUGUCAUGUCAUGUUUGAGAUGCACUAAUUUAUGGUUUCACUUGUUUGUUGGCACUGCCUAAAUGUCUUAGCUGAUUAAGGAAUGUCUGUGUUUUAUGCACCUCUUUGUUUGAAGCGCUUUGAUGCUUUCAUAAGCUGUCCACUUCUCACUCCUGUUUGGUGUGAAUAGUUUUAGAUUUUGCAUCUUCGGGUUAAAGGGAUGCAGACUGCUGGGUGUACAAAAGAACACAAACAUAUGUAAAGGUCCUUUGUUUUGCCCAGUCACAAAAUAUAAAACUCCCUAUUGACAACCAGAGCUCAUUUGGGCAUUGCUAGAGAACAUUCAUUAUUGCUCUUUUGGGUACUUACGUAAACAAAGUGCAAGCUUUUGAUCUUUUUGUACUGCAUUACUAAUUUGUUAACGCAUUUGAACUUCAGUUGGACUAUAUUUUGGUUGCUUCUUUUUAGUGGACACAGUAGCACUAUAUUCUUGCCAACAAUUGGGCUGUUCUAUUGUGCAUGCACGAAAGUGACACCAAAUACUUGCUUGUAGGGUUAUCAGCCAGCAAACACCAUGCUUCAAACAAUUCUCUGAAUAAAUGUUAAAUCCAUGCUAAGGAAUAAGUCUGUGUUAUAAAGAUUAUCAUGUUACAAGGUGUGCAUCUGCGAUGGUGAACCUGCUGAUGUGAAAGGGAUGGGGAAGGGGUGCCUCUAGUGAUAAUUAUUUCUCUACUUUAGUUCAAUGGGCCUGUCAUACAUUACCUUGGAUCUUUGCAGCUUUUGUAAAAUUGAGCUGCCUUGCGAUGGAUCUGGCUCCUUGAUGAAUUGGAUUAAUGCCUCUGGUGGAACAAAGUAUUGGGUAGCUAUCCACUGUAACGAGCAUUUGCAUGGCCCAAUCACAUGUGCAGUUCACCCGUGACGCAGUCAGCACUAGGAGUCAUAACUAUAUAAACUCUUAUGCCAUUGCAUUAAGCAUUCUAUGUUUACAUUAUUGCUUCUAGAUUUUAUGUAAAUGAGUCAAAAGUCACUCCUUACAGUGUAUUAGUGCAAAUGCCAAUUUUAUCUGCUUUUACUGCUAUUGACAUAUCUUGUUGUGCCUGUUCCCAUAAUAGAAUGCACAUACAGCUGAAUAUGUAAGAAAUGGAACAGGGCAUGCUGCUGCUUUCACCUCACAGCCUAAAAAUACAUGGAGAAAGCUUUUGCACUGUCUACCCCAUUGGCCCUUGGCUGCUGUUGUCUUUCAUUGCUAUUUUUUUGGGUGUUUAUGUGCAAGAACAUCAUUUGGCAACCUCAGUUUUUCGAUGUUUGAUGUCUCCUUUAUGUGUAAAUUGCAAAAAUGUCAUAUUUCAUCUGUCAAGGUUUUCUUGUCACUUUUUAAAGGGUGCAUGCAGACUUCAGCUCUGUGCAAUAUACAGUACUCGCGGAUUGAAACAGGACAAUUUAGGGCUAAGUAAAGCACAAACUUUCAUUUCCAGUCUUCAGUUCGGAUUGUAUCAGUGUAAUUUCAACUCGAACACUUAGAUCAGAGCCGACAGUAUCUUUAGAGACCAAAUUCGUCGGGACAUAAGGCGAUUAUCUCGAGCAAUUGGACAUACCAGUAGUUAUACAAAAGAAAAAAUUCGGUGUUGCGUUUGAAUCCGCGAGUACUGUACUUCUGUGCAUACCCAGCUUGGUCCUGAACGCAUUGAAGAUGCUUCAACACACAUUAUCCAAAAUGUUAGUUUAGGCACAGAUGUAUAAAAUUAAAGCAUGCCUGUUCGAUGUCUCAUUUACAGCGUAGAUCCAGAAUACUGCAAUAUUACUUUGCUGUACACUUUGGGCGUGGUUUCAUUUAGCUUGCAACUCUAAGCCAUAGCUUUCUCUUAACAUGUGCAACAUGUCUGUACGUGUUUCACCCCAAUGUCAACAAUCGUGGACAAGCUCAGUGUUGCAUUUUGUAGAGAUGUCAUGUGUUAAUGACACGUAGGAUGCAGCAGAAUGCCAAUGCCUUCUUAGUUUUGGUUUUAAAAGUUCAAAAUUGAAGGCACCGCCAUCACAUUUCUUCUCUGCAGAAAUUUCAUGCAGCAUGCCCAUAAUUGGCUAUGGGUCACUUGAGUGGUUCUUAGCCUUGUCUAACUUCAGCACAAAUUGUUAUUCAAAAAUAUUCUCAUUAUAGAGUCUGUAAAAUGUGCUAAACCAGACCAUAUGUCUGGCCAGAACUUAACGGUUCAGUGGAAACUCGAUUACCAGUAGGAAAAUGUUCCAUUUGAAAGCCAAAUGCGAUCCUCAUGUGUAUAGGCCACAGUACAGUGGUGGUCUUCAUUGCAUUGCCAUCAUGUCCAAAGUUUAUCCUGGCUCUAUGGUAGAUUUUUGUAGUUUCAUCACAAUUGACUGUGCCACAUCAGCAUUUAUUUUGGGCCUUGUUCCAGGCAUUGGAAACUAGGUUUGAUAAAUUGCACCAUACAAAGAUGGGAAGUGCAGCCAAGGACUGCAGAGGGUUAGGUGGGGUAAUGAAAAUUAAAUUUGCUGGAAUGAAAGGGAAUUGCAUCACAAACUUGAUGUUUAGUCAUUGACUUCCUUAACCCGGUUAGUAUAAAAAGCCAUGGCACACUCAUUACUUUGGUGUAUGGUACUGGUUGGAUCAUGUAUAGACAGGUUACAAAUUUUUGCAUGAAGCAGUCUUGCUGUAAAUCACCUCUUUUUUUUUCUUCUGUUCAGCCUUAGCUUGAGCCUCGUGUACAUAUGUGUGCCCACUACUUGUGUUUAGCGUCGUGCAGUGAAAUACAUCGGGAGCUAUUGUCUUUAUGGAUGUCAAGUGCAGUUAAUGAACAAGAUGUACCUCAGUUUCAGAUUUAUCUUGUAUUGAUGGUAGUUGCAGCCAUCUUCCAUCCAUCCAAUUUCAUUGUGAUUUAUGCUCUCAAGAGCCCUGUAAUGUGCUUGGCUUGACUGUGGUAUGGUCUGAAAUUAUUUCUUUCAUGUCCUCCUCUGUUGUGUUUACCUUCAGUCAGGUAUUUAAUAGCCUUUUAAAUUGUUUAGCACUGUUUCUCUUGUUGUAUUGACUUCUAGCAGGUGUGUUCAUAUCCACUUUUCUUAGCCGAACAUCUUUGUAGCAUGUAAAUGCACAUUGAACAUGUAAAGUGCAUGAUGGUGAAGCCAUCUGCAUUUUACUUUAAUGUUUGUAUGGUAAGAGUGCUGAUGUGAACUAGCGCUGUCUUAUUGUAUCAUUUUUUUUUUUCGUAGCACUGCAUAGUGGUUACCAGAAUGCUCAAAUGUGGGACAUCGACCAGGCGCUGUACUGUGGGCUAGCUUGUGGACUGUAGUGCCGAGAUGCCAAGAUGCUUUAGUGAACUUGUGCAAAUCUUUGUCCUUGUAGCCAUGCAAGAAUUUAAUUUGUUCUUUUGGACAUGCAGAACUUCUUCCAUGAGGAUGAGAGUACCUUGCAGCAUUUCUGUGGCUUGUGCUGGGAAUUGAAAUGCUCGUCUUUCGAUGCCACUGUUGUAAAUAGUUUUUGCUAUCGCUGCUGUAAAUGCAUGCCGAAAUAUAACUUGUGCACACUUGUAAUGCUCCAAAGGGUGCAAGAGCCAUCCCAUGUAAGGUUGCUGCAACAUGUAGAAGUGAUUAAAUGAUGCAGCUUUUAUGA
This is a messenger RNA of Rhipicephalus sanguineus (brown dog tick), 6054 nucleotides long. RefSeq lists its product as uncharacterized. The transcript has 15 exons. Lineage: Eukaryota; Metazoa; Arthropoda; Arachnida; Ixodida; Ixodidae. Gene Ontology annotation, biological process: mitotic spindle organization; cell population proliferation. Bases 127 to 2397 code for a protein of 756 amino acids. The record is from RefSeq and is a predicted model, not a curated record. Gene Ontology annotation, cellular component: cytoplasm.